Messenger RNA from Canariomyces notabilis, 1362 nucleotides. RefSeq lists its product as uncharacterized. The coding region runs from base 1 to 1362 and encodes 453 amino acids. The transcript has a single exon. The record is from RefSeq and is a predicted model, not a curated record. Lineage: Eukaryota; Fungi; Ascomycota; Sordariomycetes; Sordariales; Chaetomiaceae.
AUGGCGCUUCCGGUUGGUGGCGGGGACGAGUACCCGCCACUCCGUCUCACCGAUGGUCCGUACUACUCAGCCAAACGACGCACAGCCGAUACCGUCGACCAUGACCAUCAAAACCACGCCCGGCACAAACGACCAAAAUAUGCCCAGCAGCCUCAGUAUGCCGACCAUGUCGCCUACAAGGCGGCAGACGAACUGCCGCCGCUUGCCCUCUACCAUCCUUCCCCAUGUCAUUCAUACCGGCAUUCCUCUCCACACCCUCACCUUCCCUCCCCGGAGCCCAGCUGCGCUGCACCGGCCAUGGAACGCACCGCCUCGGGCCAUUCCAUCCAGGCAGAAGCAACAGAGCGGUGCGGCUCUACCGAGCUUCUCGAAGACGGCGAGGCUGCCCAACGAGUCCGGGACCACUUGGCCUCGUUUCGCCGACGCAACCCGGACUCGAAGCAUGAGCGCAUCCUGCGCAGCAUCAUCAGUCCGCGCCGGCCUUGCCGCACCGGCGCCCGUUCCCAAUGCUCCUCCUCAUCGAGGGCUCGGGACGACGAGUACCCGCUCGACAACGACUCUCUCGAGUCCAUCUUCUCUGCCGCCAACGAAAUCUUCUUCAACGGUCGCCUCAGCCAGCGCGUCAGGUGGGACUGGUCCCAUGAGUCGAGCACCCGGUAUGAGAACCGGGUCAUCGGCACGACGGCGCUACGGCGUGCGUGCAAGAGCAUCCGCGGCUUUGAGACGCUGAUUGUGCUCUCGUCGACCAUCCUCCAAGACGAGCGCUUUAGCAGGCGGCUGCUGAUCUCGACUUUUUUGCAUGAGCUAAUCCACAGCUAUUUGUUCAUUUGCUGCGGGUUCAGGGCAAGGUGGUGUGGCGGCCACACGCCCGGGUUCAGGGCCAUCGCCCAGAUUAUUGACGACUGGGCCGGCGAGGAGAGUGGAUUGUAUCUCAGCCGGGUCGAGGCAGACCUUGACUUGUUCAGGCUUGACCGUGCGCCUGCCGAUCAGGGGGGCGAUAGCAGCUGGAGCGGUGUCUUUAGGGUGGCGGGAAAGAGCUUCACGGUCGCCGCGAACGUUUACUCUUGCUCUGGGAUGGCGCCUGAGCAUGACGAGUAUCCUGCGACUGCAGAUGUUGUCCAGACCGUCCCCAGUGGUCACGAGAGAGUGCCCUACUUGCUGAGUCGGGUCCCGCCCGGUCUUGGGCAGGCUGUUGGCACCUGGGAGAUGGCGAGCUGUUAUGAACACUCUGGCAGCAACGGCGGCAACAACGCUUGGUGGAGCCAUCACCAAGCCGCCCGGCCCCUCUACAUAUAUGCUGGCGAUUGUUCGGCGACGCCUUACGUUUAUACGAACACGAACAGCAUGUUACAGAGACCUUGA